Suillus clintonianus is the source of this 726-nucleotide messenger RNA. RefSeq lists its product as uncharacterized. Bases 1 to 570 code for a protein of 189 amino acids. The record is from RefSeq and is a predicted model, not a curated record. NCBI's taxonomy places the organism in Eukaryota, Fungi, Basidiomycota, Agaricomycetes, Boletales, Suillaceae. The transcript has 5 exons.
AUGUACUUCCUUCUUAUACGCAGUGCCCACGCGCUUAGCGACUGGGACACACUGUCUGAAGAAGGGCUAGUGGCCUGGUCUUGGAGGUCGGCGGAUCUUAUGGUUUUUGGUUUGGUAGUUUUUGCAGGCUCAUCGUACACCCUGAUCUUUGCUGAUGACAGAGUAUUUCUCAAAAGAACAAUCGAGUCCUGGUUGAAUGGAGCCAAUAAUCUGCAGGCGGACGGAAGUGAUAUCAUCAUAAUGUUAUACUUACCAGUGGCAGUGGUAGAAUUUAUCCUCCAGGUGUUGUUACGAGGCGCUGCUAUAUUAACACUAGUGUCCCAUAUCUCGGACCCGACGGUUGACACCUCCAAUACCAUCAACUCCCUCGACCUCCACGAUUUUCUCCCCAGCUGCACCUCAUACAAGGCGACAUGUACCCCAAAGGUCACUUCAACGGCACCACACGGACCACCUGGCCUCCUUGUAUAUACCGUCGGAGUCUUGGCUACUGAAGAUCAAGAACAACGAGAACAGCAAGACAGAUUGCUGCUACCGCUCAGCUCGUCAAGCAAUUGCACGUGGACGUAGAAUAGAGGUACGAUGGGGAGUGGAAAGGUGAUGCGAUGGCCAGUAUCGUUACAAUGCAUAAUGUUGCGACGGAAGCCUGCGAACCCAAUCUGCUAGAUAUGUAACGACACCUUGCAUGUAACUUGCUUGCACUAAUAAAUAUUCACAUUGAGGGUU